AUGGCGUUUUUCUCGGGACUUUCUAGUUCUAUCGGCAAGAAGCUGCUACUCUACGGACUACGACAUAUCGAUAUCCUUGACAAGGACCCUGCCGACUUUGUGAGCGUUGACGUGGGGAAGCGGACCACACUUGAGGUUCGAGAUGUUGGCCUACAUGUAAAGAAACUCGUAGCACUGCUGCAUCUCAAGCUACCUCCCGAGAUACACCUUUCCAAAGCCCGAGCCUCGCUACUCCGAGUCACCUUCGUCCUCGAUUUCGGUGUACCGCAGAUAUCAAUAGAGGUAGAUGGCAUACAAGUACAAGCUAGGCUAGUAGACGACGCGGAAGCAAAUGCAUCGCCACAAGUCAACCAAGUGCUGCCUCGGUCGCGCCCCUCACCGCCUCACGAGCCAUCGCCCUCUUUGCAUACUCGUGAUGAUUUGAGUGAUGCUUCCUCGGAUGAGGACGAGCAUGUGCCGACCGUCGACGAGCUGGCAAAGUCGUUCAUACGAGAGGAACCUGCCGAGGAAAUACGAGAGCUAGAGCAAGAGCUGGAAUCACAAUCGGCGUAUAUGCACGAGUCAACCACAUCAAGUGACGAUGGAGAUGAGGAGGGUUCCGCGGGCAUGGGAGCGCCUCUAGCGCUUCCACUCUACUUGAGGAACAUUCUCAAUACCGCGCUUGAUCGGCUUAGUAUUGUCGUUAAUAACAUCGAUGUUGAAGUGGAGGACCAGUCCCCACUGGACACCACCAAUUCACUAAAGCAAAGCCAAAGCUCGCCUGUUUCUAUAAACGUCCAUAUCGAACGUAUCGCGGUUGAUUCUUCAACAUCUCGAGAUGCACCCGUUGAUAUUGGACCUUCGACAUCUCCGCCAGACUCUGAUCCAAGAUUGGGGAAGCGCAGAAUGCGCGUAGAACGCAUCUGCGCCCGGCUGGUAUCAGAUGUAGAAAACUUUGUGUCCAUGUCGAGGAUCUCGCAACCAUCAUCUCCAGCAACUACUCGAUCCGAAGUAAUGACCAGUCGAGCACCGAGUGAACCGUCGGCGAGUCACAUAUCCACGCAGUCUACGCGGGAGGGAGAAUCAGUCCCACAGGAAGAUGUGGAAUCUGCCAGCGUAUCUGUACCGAGCACUUCAUCUGCACAAGCAUCGGUCGCAAGUCUUCGUGAAGAAACAACUUUGUCGAUGGCGACAUCUUCCCCCGAGCAGCCUCCUCGGUUGGCAUUGUCUGCGCACACCGUAGAUGAGGAUCGCUUCGCGGACGCUACAUCUGACGACGGCCUGCAUGAGGACUCUGAGAGAGACUCACCCUCUCAGUCGCUUCAAUCAUUACCUAUUCGUGACCUAGGAGGGAGCAGUAUUCUUUAUGAAGACGAGGGGCUGCUCGACUAUGCAAUGCAGAACAGCAUGCUCGAUUUCCGAUUUGAUGAUGCACCGGACAUGCAAGCGCCGACAGAAGAAAUGCAUACUUGGGGUCUAGAUGGGGUAGACUUUAGUCUUCAGGAGGCACCCUCGGCACCCACGAGCGAAGCUUCAAUCUCUACUCUGCCUACAGUCUCUGCUCUUGGUCGAUCAUUUCGUCCACCUAGUGCCACUAAUUCACCAUCUCAGUCAAGGGUCUCGGAACCAUUUCAGCCGUCUACUGACAAUCUCAUCACCGCACGCCAGAACGUUGCGGACGACCAGCAAAGUCUUGUCAGUAGCGCCCCUCAUCCCCCUGCAUCGUCGCCAUCACCGGAAGAGGACCUAGCAGAAUCUCAGAUAUUCACACAUGACGAUGCUGAAAGCAUGUACAUGAGUGCGGUGAGUGCUGCACAGACGGAUUCAACUCAUCAGCGUCAUGUUCCCGGAGGUUGGGAUGCAUCCCCUACAUCAAGUCGAGAUACGGCUUCGGAUAGGUCUGGAUCGAUACCCGAUGACAUGAUCUCUGGUAGUAUUCUGGCCCCACUUCCGGAAGUUGAGGAUGGUUGCGACACUCCGCGUCCAAACAGUCGUCAAAGUCUGGCCUCCUCCCCACAGAUAAUUCCAGCUGAGACGCCAACCGUCAACGCUACAGUUAAUCAGAAGCAAGCGAAGGUUCUCCUUACCAUCGACGAAGUCACUGUCUGGUUUCCAUUGGGCCUGGAUCAGGUGCAGAACAGCACUCAGGCAACAGAGCCUCCCACAGAAUCUUCCGGAAUGGACUUCAAGCCACCGAAUCUUGGUGAAGACUCCAUAUUUGCCGAGAUGCCCGGUUCGUUCUCUAACUAUGCACAUUCAUCAUCUCAUCGUCGAAAGCCGUCGUUGGAAGCAUCCGCACGAGGACGGCCAAAUCCUAGAGCUAUCCAAGUCGAACAGCUAGCGGAGCAGCCCAAAAAGAAUCAUGUGCCUUCCAUCAGCAUCGAAGUUGGCUCAGUAGUGGGUCAUGUGGAUAUUUCGACGGGUCGGAUCAUGUGCGGAAUGUUCAGUCGAGUUGUAAAGGCUCUGACUAGUGAAACAGAGCCUCCAGAGAAGGGCACAAAGGCAGAUGACACCUCAAAAAAUGUCAUUAGUAGUGUCGAACUUUCUGCUAAGCUCUUUAGCUUAACUUGGUUGGAUACCGUUAUGGCCGAUUCAUUGCCCAACAGACAGAUUACCAAUAGGAUGCUCGAUCCAAAUCCUUCAGACGCUAUACUUAGAUUAAAUCUCUCGACGAUUCUAAUCAGCAGUCAAAGUCGCACGCAAGAUUCGCGAGCGAAGCUCCAGAUCGGUACACUCGUCCUUUCUUCUCUCGAUCAAGAUAUCAUCUCCUUUCACAAUUCGAGACCUAGAUCCAGACGAUCCAUUAGUUGUCUUCCAGAGCAGAUGAGCAACGAUGUCGAGAUCGACUUUGAACAAGCCAAGGACAAGCGUAUCACGGUGGUCACCCGUCCCAUCAAAAUCAUGUUCAACAUACAAAAGCUCGACGAUGCGCUCAGUUCAUUUGGCGGAUUUAGUGGGGUGCUAGAACUCAGUAGCUCCAUGAGCUCAACCAACACGAUACAUAGUCCAGUCUUGUCUCCUAGCCGACCUAGACCUCGCGGCGUACAUUUCGGAGACCAUCUGCCACUCCCUGCAGAGGCGCCUACAGUGUCCUCUAGCGUACCAAAGAUACAGGUCCAACUCGGUGAGGUAUCUUUUACUCUUAAGGGUAGGUCGUGUGCGGUACAACUGCAGACCACUUCGGUUCGCAUCGCGGUUCGAGAUAGCAAUGUCCGCCUGAAGGUCUCAGAAAUCCAGCUAUCGGGGCCUUUUGUAGAGGAUUCCCAAUUAGGCGCUCCGCUAUUGAUUGAGGUCAGGGGCACCACUGUCAACUUCCUUUUUGCGCCUCAAGAGAUUGAUCUAGCACGUCUUAUCUCCAUGAUCACACCGUCGAAAGAUCCAUAUGAGAACAAUGACGAUAUCUUGAUAGACACACUACUACGUCAGCGAAGGAAGGGAUCCGUUCUUCGGCUUGAAGUUAGUGAAGUGGGUAUUCGGGUGUCUGAUCUGCAGCAAAUGAAAACCUUCGAAGCUCUUGGGGCAGAGUUGGCACGGCUUGCCAAGGUCACGAAAUACCUCCCUGAUGACGACCGCCCUGGCUUACUCACACUCGCAACAGUGAAGAAGUUUGACGCAGGUGUAGCCGUCAACGAAAAGCUCGGCGACAUCUCCAUAUCUCUCCUGGACGCUUCGGUGGCACACGUUGGUGUUCCUGCUUUGUUGGCCGUAGAAAUUGGCAAAGCAACUGUGUCCAGAGAUGACGAGGUCCUCAUUCACGAAGUUGUGAGGCUGCGACCGCAAGAUCAGCUGCCCGCUAUCAUGGUUAGGAUGGUCGGAGAUGAGAUGGAGCCCAUGGUGAAGAUUAAGUUCUUCAAUGUUUGUGCCGAAUAUCGAGUUUCGACCGUUAUGGCAGCGCUUGGCAUAUCGGACGAUAGCACAGCUGACGACAUUGCUUUGGGUAUCGCAUCAAGCGUCGCGACUAUAACCGGAGCAGCAUCCCCUAAGACCCUUAGUAGACAAUCGUCGCAAGCGAGCUCUCCGUCGACAGCUGCUGCGAAAGCACUGCAGAUUGAUGUUCUCCUCAGAAGUUGCGCCAUUGGUCUGAACCCGCGAAAAAUCUCAUCUAAAGGCCUUUUCGUUCUCACAGAAGCACAUAUUGCGGGUCGGCAAGCGAAAAAUGACUACUCGAUCACAGUAGAGCUCCGUAAAGCCUCCAUGCACGCUAUCGACAACAUAGCUCGUCUUGAAGAGGAGCGUGGAACAGACUCGCCAGCUAGCCCAAUAAUCUCAAAUCGCCAUCUGCACGAACUCGGCGAGUCCGGGUUUGUAUCGUUGAGUUCAAUCUCAGCUGCCAAAGUGUAUGUGAACAUUGCAGGGGAAGGAAAGGACCAGCCACAGCUGGUUGAUGUAGAGUUCAAGAACGAGUUGUUCGUUAUUGAAUCGUGCGCAGACUCUACGCAGACACUCAUCGCGAUACUGAACGGCCUCCAGCCACCCAUGCCUCCUUCUACGGCAGAGAAAUAUCGAACCGUCGUCCCGCUACAAGAGAUGAUGGAAUCUUUCACUGGUGACGCAUUUGCUGCUCAUGCAGACGUUGGGAAUGGAAAUGAGGACGAGGACGAGGAUUUUAUGAGCAACGCUGACCUUGUUGAGGACGAUGUACCGACAAAUCUUGAGUUUGUUGGCAGUUUUUAUAACUCUCAGUCUCUUCCUACCGACGAAGAGAUGGGUGAUAGCCUGCUCGGCGAGGAUGACCUCGGUGCUUUGGCUACGCCACCGAUCACACGUCAGCGCGGUGAGCGAGCUCUCCUGGAAAGUUUCCAAGAAAAGUAUGAGAUCGCUCCAGAUAUACAAGACUUCGACUUCAGCGACAACUACUUCAAAGACUCAGACUCGGAUCAGAAAGGAAAAGCCCGGAAGUGGGACUCAACCAAAAACCAGUAUCACCUCUCGAAUGAAUUCAAAGCUCCUGAUGCACCGCUGAAAGUUCGGGUACGCGAUGUGAACAUCAUCUGGAACCUUUACGAUGGAUAUGACUGGCCACGCACCCGAGGUAUCAUCGCUAAGGCUGUGGAUGACGUUGAAGCGCGUGCUGAGGAGCGGCGACGGAAGGUGCGCGAAGAAGAUGAGGACGACGACUUCAUCGAAGAAGACUUCCUGUUCAACUCCGUGUGGAUUGGUGUUCCAGUCAAGGACGAAAAGGGCGCUCUCGCACGCCGUAUCAAUCACGACAUUGACGACCUCGCUAGUGAGACUGGUAGCUACGCGACCUCGACGGCCACUCAUUCUACGGGAGCUACGGCUCGUCCACGAAGUGCAACAAAGUCUAAGCGCCGUCUCAAACUGGAGCGCAGCAAGCACAAGAAGAUCGCGUUUUCGCUCAUGGGUGUUGCGGUUGAUCUCAUUGUCUUCCCUCCCAAUUCCGGCGAGACGAUCAACUCCAUUGAUGUCCGAGUGCAAGAUCUCGAAGUCUUCGAUCACGUCCCUAGUUCGACUUGGAAAAAGUUCGUCACCUGCCAGAUCGCACCGAGUGCGCGCGAGCUUAGCCGGCCAAUGCUUAAUCUUGAACUUGUGACGGUCAAGCCAGUGACUGAUUUGGCUGCUUCUGAACUGGUCAUCAAGGUCACUGUACUUCCUCUCCGUCUACAUGUCGACCAAGAUGCUCUGGACUUCAUCACGCGUUUCUUCGAGUUCAAAGACGAUUCUGCACCUGAACCCGCUUCGGCAGCCGAACAGCCCUUUAUCCAGCGUCUAGAAGUGAAGGCAGUGGCAAUGAAGCUGGACUACAAGCCGAAGCGUGUCGACUACGGUGGUAUUCGUUCAGGUCACACUACCGAGUUUAUGAACUUCCUCAUCCUCGACGGCUCCGACAUCGUUCUCCGCCACGCCAUCGUAUACGGUAUUACGUCCUUUGAUAAACUCCAAAAAACGCUCAACGACGUGUGGAUGCCUGAUGUCAAGCGUAAUCAACUACCAGGUGUACUCUCCGGCCUCGCAGCUGUCCGUCCACUGGUCAAUGUGGGAUCAGGCAUCCGUGACCUUGUCGUUGUGCCAAUGCGCGAGUAUAAAAAGGAUGGCCGUAUCGUCCGCAGCUUACAGAAGGGGGUUUACGCGUUCGCCAAGAACACCACAUCAGAGGUUGCACGUCUAGGCGCCAAAGUAGCAAUCGGUACCCAAACCCUGCUUGAAGGUGCAGAGGUGUUCAUCAAUCCACAGGCCGCUUCCCCAUCUCGCCAGCAUCAUAACGAUUGGGAUGGCGAAGAUCCAACCUCUGACACCGAAGAACCGCGUGCUGUAUCGAACUACGCAAAUCAGCCGAUUGGGGUAAGAGCUGGCUUGCGCUCUGCGGCCCGGCACCUAGAGCGUGAUCUUCUUACUGCGCGUGAUGCCGUGAUUGCCAUUCCCGCAGAGGUCAUGGAGGAGGGCAGCGGUGUAGGGAUGGCGCGGGCGCUUGCUAGACAUGCUCCCACGGUAAUUCUAAGGCCUGCACUUGGUGCGACAAAGGCAUUGAGCAAUGCAUUACUGGGCGUUGGUAAUGCGCUUGAUGAGGGCUCAAGGCGUAAGAUUGAAGACAAAUAUAAGUCCUACUAG
Molecule: messenger RNA, 6549 nt
Organism: Cucurbitaria berberidis CBS 394.84
Lineage: Eukaryota; Fungi; Ascomycota; Dothideomycetes; Pleosporales; Cucurbitariaceae
Exons: 4
Coding region: 1-6549 (2182 amino acids)
Biological process (GO): autophagosome assembly; reticulophagy; autophagy of mitochondrion
Cellular component (GO): extrinsic component of membrane; phagophore assembly site
Molecular function (GO): phosphatidylinositol-3-phosphate binding
Source: RefSeq, a predicted model, not a curated record